CCACAGCCUCAGAGAGACAGAGCAGGACAUCUGGAGCCUGUGAAAAAGCAUCCUGUGUCCAGUAAAACGCAACAGGGGAGGGAUCAAGAGGGGAGAGACAGUGAACAGAGAGGCAGUGAAACAGAAAGAAGAAGAGCAGUGAGACGGAGAGAUGAUCAGAGACGGCUGCUUGGAGAUGGAUUUGAAUUUGCUUCAAGCUCUGGAGAGAGAAACAGUCCUGGAGGUUCUGCAGAGGGACAAACUUCUACGCACCAUUGAGGAGGAGAGGAUCAGGAGGAUGAAACAUGAGCUCCAGGAGCUCCGUAGGAAAGGUGCCAAGAGCUUUGCCAGGCAGUACGGGGAGCGGACCUGCGCCCGCUGCCAGAGGCCCCUGGGAAAGUUCUGGAACUCGGGCGCUGUGUGCCGAGGCUGCAGCCACCGGAUCUGCAGCAAGUGCCGCGUGGGCGUGGGAGCAGCGGACUGGAAGUGCACCGUCUGCCACGCCUACAGGGAAGUCAAAAUCAGGUCUGGUGAAUGGUUCUUGGAGGAGAGGGCAAAGAGAUUUCCAGUCACAACAGAGAGACAUGAGACUGUUGGAGAGAAAUUAUUGAAGUCCUGCGAUGUACUGAGUUAUAUAUCAAUUGUGCCACCUACUCCUCCACCGCAUUUUGACGAUUCAGUAUGGAACAGAUCUUUGACUUUAAAAAACUCAAAACCUUUUACCAAAUCAAUGGAGGACCUAAUGGUUUCCUUCACCAGCCACAUUAAAAAGAUGUCCAUGUCUCAGAACGAUGUGCGAGCAGACCACAUGCUGCUGAGAGUGGACGAGUCAGGAUACAGAGGCCAGAAGAGCCUGUCAGACACAGACAUCAGCACAUCUACCAAUCUCACCAAAGGCCCCAGUCUGCCCAACCUGUUCAAGAGAAGCAAUUACAGCGACCAGGAGGGCUCGUCCACAGGGGCGGAAGAGGAAGCCUCCAUCUGUUCAGAGUACUCUGGAGGAAAGAGGGGCAGCUGCAGCAGCAUCAGCACAGAGUGCGGCCUCUUUGAGAGCAGCAGUGUAACAGGAGAGUUGGAGCUGGCCUUGACCUACAACACCGACACCUCCUGUCUGCACAUCACAGUCAGCGGCUGCAGAAACCUCACCUACGGAGAUGCCAAGAGGAGGAAGUGUCACCCAUAUGUCAAGAUCUACCUGUUGCCGGAAAAGACUCAAAGCACUAAACUGAAGACGACGGUCAAGAGAAAUACAACUGAUCCUGUCUAUAAUGAAGUUUUAAAGUACCACAUAGAGCGCCCUCUGCUGCAUGGGAGGACGCUGCAGGCCUCUGUGUGGCACUCGGGCACCCUGAAAAGGAAGGUGUUUCUCGGAGAGGCGCUCAUCCCACUGGAAGACUGGAGGUUUGAGGACAAGGCCUCGCAGGGCUUCAACUGGUACCUGCUGUGUCCCAAGCGGCCUGAGAGUCCAGAAGAGGCAGCAGAACAGGGCAGAGGAGAAAUGCUGGUCAAAGUCAAGUUCAGCACCAAGCGCCGGACUUCCUAUGUCUCUCAAACUGAUGGGGUUAGCACCGGGCCACAUGGCAAUGAUCAACUAACUGUCCUUAUCAAAAGUGCCAAACACCUUCCCAUUAAAGCAAACACUAGUCAGAGCACCUACGUCAAAGGAUGUCUGACUCUGAGGAGAGGCAGAGAGCUCGUCCAGAUGAUGUCCAUCCAGCAGGGGAGACCGGGCUCCGAGCAGCUGCUGUUUGACAGAGUUUCAGCCUCUGAGCUCCAGGACAGCUGUCUCACCCUGGACGUGUGGGGCCAAACCUCCUCCAGCCCCACAGACAGGCCCCUGGGAGCAGCUCGAAUGGACCUGGGGUCACUAUGGCAACCGGUGUUGCAGAUGCCCAACAAGUGGCAUGACUUCAGCUUGCCCAUUCUUGCCAACGUCAACAGUGGGAGAAUAUGACGGCACUGAAUUCAACAGAGGAGGCCUGGACGUUUGACCUCUUUCCCCAAAAACAGACUCAGCACUUUAAUAAGCUGUUUGCACUGACAACCACACCCCCUCUCACUUUCUGUCAGUACUUAUGUUGUAAUUAUUAUCAGCUAUACAUUAUUUAUUUAAAUAGUUGGCAUACUGUAUGUUCUGAUUGUAUUUAUAUGAUUUACUAUGCCCAACUAUGUUUGUAAGAAAUAAUCAAUGUAUUUAUCUAUCAAACUGUGUCACUUUCUGAUUGUGAUAUAUGUACGCACAUCUGCAGCA
This is a messenger RNA of Myripristis murdjan (pinecone soldierfish), 2230 nucleotides long. RefSeq names its product synaptotagmin-like 3 (gene sytl3). Gene Ontology annotation, biological process: exocytosis; intracellular protein transport. The record is from RefSeq and is a predicted model, not a curated record. The coding region runs from base 152 to 1933 and encodes 593 amino acids. Gene Ontology annotation, cellular component: plasma membrane; exocytic vesicle. NCBI's taxonomy places the organism in Eukaryota, Metazoa, Chordata, Actinopteri, Holocentriformes, Holocentridae. The transcript has 15 exons. Gene Ontology annotation, molecular function: small GTPase binding; neurexin family protein binding.